AUGUCUAGACGAUAUCCUGGUGUCUUUCGGCAAGCGCUCGAGGGCACGCUCACUCGCCACUUCGAUAACUUAGCCCAGCGGGCCAGGCAGACACGCGCCGCUGGAGGAGUUCCUAUGAUAGCAAGUGCAGCGGCCUUUGACGAUCACGUAUUCUUGACUCAAGAGCUCCUACCUCUCUACGUCCGUGGUAUCAAUCGCAUGCGCACGUCCUUCCUCCUUCUGCCACCAGAGCUCCUUCGCAUGAUUCUCGACGCCGCGAUUUGGGAAGACCGCAAAAAUCUCCGCAAAUGGUUCCGUUACGGGCACGUCUGCCGCGACCUCCGAUUGGUGCUCUUGGGCAUGCAUGAGCUUUGGGCGCCCGUCGUCUUCGACUGGGGUAACGCUCGUGCUUCUCAGGAGUUUUUGAGACGGGCAUGGCCGGUCCCGAUCAAGGUUAGCAUGUCGCGCAUGGAAUCGGAGGAACAGUUCAGGUUGGCUCUGGGAGUGCUGUUGAGAGCGCGCUCUAUCACACUGGAUGAGGACACAGCAAUACCGGAAGAGACCGCGCUGACUGCUGUCGUCAACAUCCUCCGGCAGAGGCCGUUGCCCCUUCUCGAAAAGCUCAAUCUCGGUAUCAUACACAGUCACGAAACCGAGCUCGAUUCGCCCCUGCUGUCUGCGGACUUCCCGAACUUGAUCGCCCCGCGGUUGCGCAAGCUCAGUCUCAACAACGUGUUCAUCCCGGUCGACAUGUCGCUCCUGACCCACCUGAGGCUCUACUGGUCAAGACCGCCGAUACCGGCCGUAGACGAUGCAGACGUUUUCUUCGAUAUGCUUUCCCGUUGCGGUAAUCUCGAAGAGCUGACGCUGCAGACUUGGCUGCCGUUUUAUGAAGACUUGCGAGAAAUACAGGCGGAGGACCGGCGCCUCACUUUCCCUAGGCUCCGUUACCUCAACUUGAGGCACGAUUUGCAGACCAUCCUCGAGUUCUGGAACAUCAUAUCCAUUCCAGCGUCUGCGGCGCUGGACCUGGAUGCGGCCUAUGGCUCAGAGGGCGACGAUGGUCCCGACACCUUGUUGGAGCACACGCGAUUGCUGAGCGCAUUCAUCGCGAACACGCAAACGGGAGGCGCGUCGAAGAUAUCCAAGAUCGCAGUCUAUAGACCCGGCGACCUUGAGCUCGAGGUACACCUUGGCGCCACAGAAGAUGGUCAGCCGGCCACCCCGGAGCUCGCAUCCAGGCCCCGCCACUCAUCCGAGCUGUCGUGGGACCCUCGGGGCGAGGAGUCCCCACCUUCCACCUUCAAGUUCCUGAUCGACAAGGAAAUGGAGCUCCCCGCAGACCUGGUCGAAUUCCUACGGUGUCUCUGCGACACUCUGAAGCUGCGCGCCGAUAGCAUCGACACGCUCUGUCUUGGACUGGGAGAGGGUUACUUCUCCCUCGCUCCGGAUGGCGACGCCCUUCACACCAUGUUCCCCGCCGUCGCUGAGCUGCAUCCCGAACACAUCGACGGCGCGGACAUCAAGCGCUUGCUCGACGCCUCGAGCGAGCGGGGAUGCCACUACUAUCCAAACUUGCAAGCCCUGCAUUUCAGUUGCUCCGUUCCGUCGGAGAAGUACGACACUUUCGUGGACGUCGUCGAGAGACGCGCGAAGUAUGGAGGCGGGACCUUGCGGUUUGUCUCUGUCAAUGGGAUAAAAGACAUCGACGAAGAGUAUGAGUUGGACAAGGAAGCGCCGCACUUGGACAGGUUCAAGGACAUUGAGCCGCACGUCCAGUUCGAUGUUUACAAACGCAAGUAG
This is a messenger RNA of Peniophora sp. CBMAI 1063, 1782 nucleotides long. NCBI's taxonomy places the organism in Eukaryota, Fungi, Basidiomycota, Agaricomycetes, Russulales, Peniophoraceae. The record is from the annotation of a GenBank genome assembly.